GAAAGCAUAUCUGUAUGUCUGUAUGUGUGUGUGUGUGUGUGUGUGAAUGAACUUACAAAUAUCGCCGUUAGUAGCGCUCAUAGAAAUUGAAGGAUAGUCGAGAUAGUGAAACUUACAAUUCAAAUUUUUAAAGAAGAACAUUUUUUGUUUUCUGAGUAUUCUGGGGGGCUUUUGGGGUUCUAAUUCGCAGUUUUUUGCGGAUGUUUGAGCGUGAAAAUCGAGAUUGAAGAAUUCAGUGUUGCAAGUGGGAUUGAUUGAAAGAGGCUAUCCCUAAGAAAACUCCAAGUAUCUUCCAAAACUUCCAAAUAACAUCACUGGCUGAAGAAAUGUACGGAAUGACUCAAACUGCCCUCAGAUCCACCAGCCCCAGUCCAGGGACUUCAACAGUUCUUCCAAUUGUCCGGAAGGUGCGUGUGCCUGCGUCGACACCUAUACGAGGUGCUGGACCCUCUGAAGGAGGAAGUAGCUCAAUGACAAAAGCUCCGGGCAGUUUACAUUCGUACAAGGGCCAAAAAUGGAAUGCUUUUCUUGAAAAUACGGAAACUAUGCGAAAUUCAGAAAGAAAAGGAGUUGAGGAUCGCGAUAAAGCUGUUGGGAGUGUGAUGCGGUUAGAUUGCAAGGAAAUGGCAAUUUAUGGUGUAUGCCCAGAGACUGAUCGUUUUAUGGCUGUUAUUUGUCACUAUUGCGGAAGUGUCGUGAAACCGCAAUCCCUCAAAGAGCACAUAAAGCGCCACGCAAAGGAUCCUUCGGCUGCUAGUUCAUUUCAGGAAUUUUGGAAUAAUGAAACAAUUUGUGAAGAAGAUAGCAAACUUAAGCGUCCCAUGGCAGUUUCCCUUACAUCAUUAAAGGAUACGACUGAUCAAUUACACCCUCACAGCCUUGAGAUGCGCGAUCCGGGUAAUUUAUACUACUUCAAAGGUCAAAAGUGGAAUGCUCUUCUCAAGAAUACUGAAAAUUUACAAAAUGUUGAGCAAAAGGUUGAAAGUCGCAUUGAAAGUGGUAGCAACAGUAGUAGUUUAGAUGAUGCUGAGGUACGCAACUGUGGAGCUGUUGUAUGUCACUUCUGUGGGGCUGUUGUUAAGCCGCAUGCACUGCAAGCACAUAUGAAUCGUCAUGCAAAUGAUAGGGUUGGUGAUGUCUCAGUAACGAGUAUUGAGAGGAAACCACGAAUAGAGGGCAAGGGAAUUGGGGUAGAUGAGUCCGAACGUCUUGAUAGUCAACUUAAACCCCCAAAGGCAGCAACAGCAUGCAUGUCGAGUGGAUUUCAACAGAAUACAAGUCCAACUAAGGGAACGACAGCCCUAUCACAUUCUGAUCAUGUAGAAGGAGUAGACACAUUGCUACAAUCUCAACUUGGGAGUGCUGCUAAAGGUGCGAGAAGGGGUCAUGGAUUGCGAGGUAGAGGUAAACAAAUUGGGAAGGAACGAGAGUAUGAUCCUGAUAGGCACUGUGGAGUUUCCAUUGAUUCUGGGAAGCCUUGCACGAGGACUUUAACAUGCAAAUCCCACGCUUUGUCCCUACGGAGACAAGUUCCCGGAAGGAGUGUCCCAUUCGAUAAACUCUUGCUGGAUCAUCGGAAUUCACGAGCAGCACGAUCACGCAAUAGUGCUAGUGGAGUAUUACCCGAUGCGGACUCUAGUAAUUCCUCGUCGAGCUUUGACAUAGAACGCAAGAGUUUGAGUGCAACAUCAAGUUCUAACUCAAGUGGAGGACCCACAGUGGGGUCACCAUUGAGGCACACCGAAGAGCUCGAUGGGGAUCUUGAUCACAAAUUACCUAUUAAACUCACAGAUUGCUCUGUAACGCUGAAUAAGCUAAAACGCGAACAUACAGCAAUUAUGGGUGAGACAUCAACAAAACGACUGCACCUAGAGAAACCAUUGGAGAUGACUGAAUUACCCAAGACUUUACUAGAUGUGCAAAUGGAGUGCCCGCCAAUUUUGGAUACAACAACUCUCUUGACGCCAGAUCAACAACUAACAGUAGCUGUUCCACUAUCAAUGAUUAGCGUGAUGAAUCUGGGCAGUUCAGUAGCAUGUUCCGAAGGAAAUGUCGUAAAUUUGAAUCAUUCCCCACCAGUUCAUCCGGAAUCGGGACUCUUUACCCUCUCAAUAUCCAAUCGGGCACGACGUGAUCAUAAUCGCCUAAAGCUGCAUGUUCUUCGACGAUCUGGUGUUAAAACAGAGGAGAAUCCAUCUGCAGAAUCAACCCCAGAUCCCACAGAGGAGUUCCCGGACAUUGAUACAUGGCAUAGCUCAAUUCCACGUCCAUGUCAGGUGAACAGCAUGAAACUCCGGAGGAUUGGUGGGGGGAGCAUGCUAUCGAGACGCUUCUGCAACUUCCGUAAGGCACUCCUUGCUAACAUGAACACCAACAUGAUUAGCAGUUCUGGACAAACGAUCCUCAGUAGUUCCACCAACAUUGGCACCGUAGCGAGUCUUCUAAGUGGAAGAAGUAACGUUGGCAGUACAUCGGCUAAACAUACAAUUUAUCUCGAUAAGGUCAAUUUUCCCGGGGAAAGGAUAAAGGUUUAGUUAGAGAAAAGCAGUGAUAUGUAUUCAAAUGAAGAGAAUCAAACAGGUGGACUAUUAAAACUGAUUAAAAUUGUUCAGACAAAUUGAGUCUCUGAGGCGACCAUUUAGUGAUUCUUGGAGACUUAAAGGAAUAUAAAUUAUAAAAAGAAAUUAUUUGUAUUUAUUUAAAUUAGAGAAAAUUUUAGAUUUUA
Lutzomyia longipalpis is the source of this 2725-nucleotide messenger RNA. RefSeq lists its product as uncharacterized. The transcript is spliced from 4 exons. The record is from RefSeq and is a predicted model, not a curated record. Lineage: Eukaryota; Metazoa; Arthropoda; Insecta; Diptera; Psychodidae. Bases 327 to 2534 code for a protein of 735 amino acids.